AUGGCGGAGAAAGCACAGUCAAACUUUCUGGUUGACUUCGCCCUCGGCGGAGUCAGCGGAGCGGUCGCGAAGACUUGCACCGCGCCUAUCGAGCGCGUGAAGCUCAUCAUCCAGACGCAGGAUGCCAACCCCAAGAUCAAGUCGGGCGAGAUCGCACGCUACAACGGGAUCGGCGACUGCUUCUCCAGGGUGUACUCCGAGCAGGGGCUCAAGGCGUUCUGGCGAGGAAACAUGACCAACAUCAUCCGCUACUUUCCCACACAAGCGUUCAACUUCGCAUUCAAGGACACCAUCAAGGGGCUAUUCCCCAAGGCUAACCCGAAGACCGAGUUCGGAAAGUUCUUUGCUAUUAACAUGGCCUCUGGUGGUCUGGCCGGCGCGGGUUCGCUCUGCUUCGUCUACCCGCUCGACUACGCGCGGCUAGCCGUAAGCGUAUCGAUAUCAAUAUGA
Molecule: messenger RNA, 450 nt
Organism: Ectocarpus siliculosus
Lineage: Eukaryota; Phaeophyceae; Ectocarpales; Ectocarpaceae
Source: the annotation of a GenBank genome assembly